AUGGCAGACCGUCGAAAUUUCGAGGCAGUAAAGGCCCAGCUCGUGGAUGACCUAAAUAUCGAUCUCGUACGAAGAGGCACCCCAAAAGAGCACGUCGACCGAAUCCUAAAAUGUCUAACAGUCAAUAUAGCCGGUGGAAAAUACCUCCGCGGACUCUGUGUCAUAGAAACGGGGUUGAUGAUCCUCCAACGACCGCUGACCGACACCGAGUUCCACGAACUCGGCAUGCUAGGCUGGAUGGCGGAAAUCCUACACGCCUCCUUCCUCAUCUUGGACGACAUCCUCGAUGACUCCGACGUCCGCCGCGGUCAGCCGUGCUGGUACAAGCGUGAGGGUAUCGGUCUAUCCGGCAGCCUCGACUCUAUCUUACUCAGGUCAUCCAUCUUUAUAUUGCUGAAACAGCACUUCCAAAGUCACCCAGCGUACUGCGACAUGCACGAGCUGCUCUCAGAGACUUGUUUCCAAACUGAUCUUGGUCAGAUCGUCGACACGGCCGCUGGAAACGGCCACAUCGCCCUUGACGUUAUGGAUAAGGAGCUGCUGUCUUUUGUCGCGGCGCACAAGUCUUCCGCUUAUACGUUUUGUCUGCCCGCUUUGCUAGCGCUGCACUAUCUGCAUCGUGCCAGUGCUGGAAACCUCGCGCAAGCGCAGAACCUUCUUAUGCGCAUUGGAAACUACUACCAAGCCCAGGACGACUUCCUCGAUGUCUUUGGCAAUCCUGCAGUGACGGGUAAGAUAGGCACUGAUAUCCAAGAUAACAAGUGCACGUGGGUGCUAGUGCAGGCCAUGCGGUCAGCCAACCCUGCGCAUCAGGAGGUGCUACGGUCCUCAUAUGGUCGUAAGAGCGCGAUAGAUGAGACUCGGGUGAGGCAGAUUUUUGCGGGGCUAGAUAUCAAGGGGAGGUACCUUCAGUUUGAGGACAGGACGUUGCGCGAGAUUCAGGAACAGAUCGAGAAUUUGGACGAAAGUGAAGGUUGA
Aspergillus campestris IBT 28561 is the source of this 978-nucleotide messenger RNA. Its product is annotated as FPP/GGPP synthase family protein. Gene Ontology annotation, molecular function: dimethylallyltranstransferase activity; (2E,6E)-farnesyl diphosphate synthase activity. The record is from RefSeq and is a predicted model, not a curated record. Gene Ontology annotation, biological process: trans, trans-farnesyl diphosphate biosynthetic process. NCBI's taxonomy places the organism in Eukaryota, Fungi, Ascomycota, Eurotiomycetes, Eurotiales, Aspergillaceae. Bases 1 to 978 code for a protein of 325 amino acids. Gene Ontology annotation, cellular component: cytoplasm. The transcript is spliced from 2 exons.